AUGUACAUGCGUCCCUUCCUGCCCAAUGUUUUUUUCUCCAAGCGCUUCGUGCACGCAAAGGUCAUGCACAGGGGCACCAGCAAGGUCAUCGCCGUCGCCACCACCAACGCCAAGGACCUCCGGCUCACCCUCCCGUCCCUUGUCGACGACAACGCCUGCAGGACCAUCGGGAGGCUCAUCGCCGAGAGGUCCAUGGACGCCGACGUCUUUGCUCUGGCCUAUGAGCCCAAGAAGAACGAGAGGAUCGAGGGCAAGCUCGGGAUCGUGAUUGACACCAUUAAGGAGCACCAUUAA
Molecule: messenger RNA, 294 nt
Organism: Miscanthus lutarioriparius
Lineage: Eukaryota; Viridiplantae; Streptophyta; Magnoliopsida; Poales; Poaceae
Source: the annotation of a GenBank genome assembly